CCUUAGUAAUUGGCCGCACGCCGACCAGUUCUAGCCUGUUUCAACCUGUCCGUACUGGUUUAGGCCGGAAUUUCCGCGCGAGUUUCACCUGUCAAUGUAUCAAUAAGGACGGAUAUUAUGGAACGAUGGCUAUAAUAGUAAUAAAACAAAACAAUAUUGUUUAAUUUUAGUGAGUGGUAGUUAACUUUAGGAUAAGUUUUAAAGUUUAACAUUUUAUUCGUAAAGUUAUUGUAAGUAGUGUACGAUUAAUUAGUGAAGUGAAAAAUGGAUGUUUGACCUAUAGUUGCGAGUAAAGUCUGCAUUAACCCAGUUGCAGCUCGCUUUUCGCUUCCUAUGCCGAUGCCGGAAGCAAAACAACUACGACCUAGAGACCGAUUUGGGUGGAUCACGAGCUGGAUUAAGUUGUGGAGGCGAGGACGCGCAAACAAUCCCAGUGAAAAUGUAAUCUCACAGCUUUUGGAAGGUGUCUGAUUAAUUAUUUUAAAAAACUGUUUGCUGGAGGAUGGAGUGGCUUCGGUCAAGCCCAGCAAGAGCCCUUUCCUUGUGGACUUUGUUGAUCUGCAGCUUCAAUAUCGCAGGUCUCCGGCCGUUGUCGAGUGCCAGGGCGGAAUCUCUGGACGUUGUCAAAGUGACAGGGGUGUCGGGCGGCGAGGCCACGCUGCCGUGCGACACCCGGUCUCCCCAGCCGCCUGAUGCCCUGCUGCUUGUAGUAUGGUACAAGGACGACGUGCCUAUUUACAGUUUCGAUGGACGAGUGACAGGCCCCACAGCACACUGGGCUGACGAUUCGCUUGGCGGUCGAGCGGCUUGGCUGCCGAGCUCACCUACAGCACUUAGGCUGCACCAUGUGCAGGCCUCAGACCGCGCCAUGUACAGGUGCCGGGUCGACUUCAAAGUGUCGCCCACAAGAAACCAUAAGAUCUCUUUAGAUGUCAUCGAGUUACCAGAAAAACCGAAAAUAUUCGACGAACUAGACAAAGAAGUAAGCGGCGUGGCUGGUCCGUACAUAGAAGAUACCAGUGUGAAGCUCACCUGUGUUGUAAGUGGAGGUAAACCAAUGCCCCGCCUACGAUGGUGGCGGGAUGACAAGCCUAUUCACACCUUGGAACCCUUAGAAGAUGGUUCUGGGGUCAGCACACUGGAACUGAAGAUCCCUCGUCUCACCAGGGAUUACUUAGAAGCUGUGUAUACCUGCACCGCGGAUAACACACUGCUGGUGCCUCCUUUGAGGGUUAACGUGCAAAUACAGCUAUACUUGAGACCACUGUUAGUGGAAAUCCUAGCCAGAGAACAGCCGUUGUCUGUGGGUCAAGAAGCCGAACUGGCCUGUCGAGCCGUGGGGGCGAGACCACCUGCCAUUAUCACCUGGUGGCUCGAAGGGAAACAAAUGAAUGCUGAUGGGCCACAGAAGAACUCUGAGAACGGAAACGAGACAGUUUCGUUCCUGCGCUGGACCCCGCGGAUGGAGCACGACGGUCGAGUGCUGACCUGCCGGGCUACUCACGCCACCUUGGAACACGUCACCAUUGAAACAACAAAGUCGCUUAAUUUGCAUUAUAUACCCAUCGUGUCUCUACAAUUGGGCUCCAAACUGAACCCUAAUGACAUAGAGGAGGGAGACGAUGUAUACUUCGACUGCAGCGUACGCGCACAUCCACAAGCCUACAAAGUUGUGUGGGAACACAAUGGUCAAAUUAUGACGCACAACCAGCGAGCAGGCGUGAUAGCUGGCCAGGCCCACCUCGCUCUACAGGGUGUCUCGAGAGAAAACGCCGGAAAAUAUGUAUGCACCGCAUCCAACGUCGAAGGCGAUGGACGCUCUGCGCCUGUUACCUUGCAGGUCAUAUAUAAGCCCGUGUGUAAGAAGAAAGCGCCGGCAAUCGUUGGCGCGGCGCUGCAUGAAGCGGCCAGGGUGGCUUGCGAAGUGGACGCUUACCCGCCACCGAAGAACUUCCAAUGGACACUCAACAACUCCAUGGGGACUGUGGAGCUGGACUCGGCAAAAUUCACGACAAAGAACGGCCAGUCUAUCCUUACAUACACUCCUACUGCGGAAGGGGACUACGGAUCUUUAGCGUGCAGGGCUACAAACUUAGCUGGUCAGCAGAUAGAACCCUGUCGAUAUACGCUACUGCCAGCAGUGCGGCCCGACCCACCUUUCAAUUGCUCUUCCUUGAAUCUAACCGAAGAUUCCGUUGAGCUGCGAUGUACGGCAGGUUACGAUGGUGGUCUGCAUACAUUGUACUUCGUCGAGGCGUGGGAGCACGACACGCUAUUGACGAACGCUUCUUCUAUUUCUCCGGUGUGGAAGCUGCGCAAUCUGGGCUCUGGGAAAGCCGUGAAACUAGUUUUCUACGCAAGUAACGCUAGAGGGCGUUCGGAAACCACGACGUUAAGGGUGCUAACAUUAUCUCGGCUGGCAUUACAUACUGAAGCAAAAACCGUAAAUGGCAGCAGUAUGGAAGCGGGUUGGGCUUUAGGAAUUAUAGCAGGGACAGUGGGGACCCUGGUUGUAGUUGCCGUCAUAGCCCUGCUCGCGAGGAGGAGGCAUCACCGACCCAUGCAGUAUGAAGCUCCUAUUCAAACGGUGAAGGCUUACAUUGGAUCAAUUCAGAGCAACAACCAUUCGCCUAUUCAGCCCGACGACAAAAAUCCGGACGUUAUACCCCUGGGGAAAGAUUUCAACUGUGCCCGUGAUUUGGAACGGCCACCCGAGCCUCCGCCCUACGGAGCUGUGAUGUCGCCACCCGUGGGCUCUUCUCGGAGCGCGCACAGCAUCCAUCAGGACAUGCGAUCUAACACUCCACACACGCCAAACACUCCCGCGUCUGAUGUUCAGAGUAUUGGGACCUUAGCAGACGAUCGCCGCAGCGUAACAAGCGGCACUCUGUCAAGACGGAGAGAGGUCGUCACCACGAGGACUCCUCUCCUAGCGAACACGCGGGAGAGCUGCGUCUAGUCGGCAUAACUUGACAAAGUGGAGAACGCUCACAAAAUUCGAAUGGAUAAACAAAAGAACACGAAUUUAUACAAGCGUUUUUAUCUUUAUUUUGGGGAAAUAGGCAUAAUAAUAUACUUCUAUUUAAUUCUGUGUUAAACCGAUUAUAAAGCAGGUUUCGUUUAGGCAAAGCAUAAGGCAUCGAAGUAAGACUAUCCUUGAGGCCGAUUCUAAGUUUGAAAUGUCAAAUAGUUUUGCUAUUGUUUUGAUACGACAUUGAUGUUGGUCUGCAAUGUAUUUUGCUCGCACCAAUAAGAGUGAAUAAUUAAACAAAUGUCUAAACCGUAGUAGAUUUACUCUGAAUACUGAUGCUGUUGCCUUUAGCAUAAAAUAGGUAGAAUUUUAAAACAACAAAUUAUUUUUCAUCUCUCUUGCUUGGGUAUAUUUCACGGUACGUUUUUCUCUUGCUCUGUAAUACCACAAAAAACGAUAAUAUUACAUAUCAGCCUCAAACACAGUGUGAUAAAAAAUGCAUAACAACAAUUCAUAAAUAAAAAGCGAUCAAAGGUGAGUCGGCUUAAAAAGGAAAAAAAAACACUGUAAUAAAGGAUUAUAGUACGGAACCUCAGCAGUGCGAGUUCAACUUGCACUUGAUCGAUUUAAUUUUUUUUUCAGCAUUUUAAUAGAUAAAGGAAAAAAUGUUUAUUAUUACAGUGUCAAUUUUUGACAAGAAGAAUAUAAUAUAAUAAUACACUUUCAUAUCGAUUGCAUAUUCAAAAUAAAUAUCUUGGCUCAAUAAUGUAAUUUAUAAAAUUAAUUAAGUUGGUAUGACUGAUUUUGUAUCGUUACAUGUAGCAUUUCUAUUUAAUUUUUUGGAAUAUGUUUUAUAUUAUUUGCUGUCCUUGAAACGUUUGGUGCGACGAAAUGUUACGUAAAAUGAAUAAUAAUUAUUUAAAAAUGGGUUUUAAAAUGAAACAUAGGACAAUAAAUCCAAUUAAAAUGUAAAGUUAAUGCAUAACCAUAUAACGACUACAAACUUUUUUUUUAACACAAAAAUAGAUAGGUACCCUUUUAUUAUGUUUUUCUGAAAACAACAUCUGAUUACGUUACGUCAUAGUGUAAAUAAAAAAAAACUGUUACAAUGAUAUUAUGUUCAAGUCAAUAACAAUAUCUAUAGGUACAUAAAUAAUAAAUUUCGAAUGAAAUACGAAGAACGACUCUCAAUUUCGGAAAUCUAUUAUUAUAAAUAAGUGUAAUACACUAAGGAAAUAUAAGUAGUUAAAUGACUCUGCUAUUAAUAAAUUAGUUCUAACAACUUUGUACGGCAUAUAACUUUUAAUAAAAAAAAAACACUGUGAUGCUAUAAAGUUUAAUUGUUAUACUUUAUACUUUAACCUGGAGUUUAACACUAAAAUUAUUUGUAAAUAGUCUUUGUGAAUUAUGAAUUCUAAAGUAAUAUAUAAAUUAAGUAAAUAUUUAAUAAAUUUUUGUAUAUAUGUAUAUAGAUGACACUAAUAUAAAUAAUAAUUGUUUAUGACAUUUAUGUUACAUUACAUUAUAUUUUAAAUAACAACACUUCGCACUCGGUGUCCUGAAUUCGUAUUUUUUUAUUUUAUAUAUAAAUAUUCAAGUAAGUUAAAAAUGUGCUGUUAUUUGAUAUUUGAUAUCAUUAUUGAUGUCGAUGGUCCUUAAUGGUUGUUUCAUUUGCUUGGGUACAAUUUUUUAUUUUAAUUUCCUGCUAAGAUAUUGUAUUUUCUGACUUUCUAAAGACUUCUUGACAUAUCGUUAAUCUAAAAUAAAUAUGUGUAAUGUUUCUUGAAGGAAUAAAUUUGCUUAUUAGCAAAAUAUGUAAC
Cydia fagiglandana is the source of this 4791-nucleotide messenger RNA. RefSeq names its product nephrin-like. The transcript has 19 exons. Bases 503 to 2959 code for a protein of 818 amino acids. Lineage: Eukaryota; Metazoa; Arthropoda; Insecta; Lepidoptera; Tortricidae. The record is from RefSeq and is a predicted model, not a curated record. Gene Ontology annotation, molecular function: protein binding.